AUGAUCGAUGGGUACUUGCGUUUUCCGAAAUUACGCCAAAAAUUGGUGACGUGUUGGGGCCACUACGCGUGGGUGAAUGAUAAUAGCUCCUUUAACAUCAAUAAUCAGGUUUUGCUCAGCGCACGCAGCUAUCGCGGACGUCCGGUGAAUGACAGCAAUAUACAAGACUUCGUUAGCGAAUUGGCAACCAAAUACAUACCAUCGGACUUGCCACAAUGGCAGGUGAUUGUCAUACCCACUGCAAUAGCCACUGCGAGUGCGCCACCAGAGACCGCAACCGAAAACACAACACCUUUGGCACCGAUGUCACAAACUAUGGAUGAUCACUACUACGUGAUGGUCAAGGUACAUCAUCUAAUCAUUGCCGAAGAGGAAGAUCUGCACAUCAGCGAAAUACUGAUGCUGCAAGAGAAUGGACGCAAAGCUGUGAUCGACAUCGAUCAAAUGGGCAAUGGAGGGAGAGCACAACCACUUUCCUGUUUUGUGCGCGAACCCGUUCACAUACCCCGCCUCAUCAAUCACAUAGGCGCCCAAAUAGUGAAUACCUGGAAUGCUUUCAUCUACGAGUACGAGUCACUGGAAACGCCGGACGGUUAUAGGCCAGUACCCAUCACCAAUGUUACCCAACUGCUUUCAGUGCUGCUGAUCGUCGUGGUGAAUGUGUGCCUGGACUACAGGCGCACUAUGCAGUUGCACCAAAAGCUGCGUCGCCGCUACAAUGUGCAGAAGGAUAAUUGCGGGCGGUUGAAUGUACUCACCACGUUGCUACUCAAAGAAAUCGAUAGACGUAAUCUCUCAUGGCCUGUCGCAUGGAUGGCCAUUUGCACAUCGUGGCAUCCAGCGAAUAUAGCCAAGACAUGGACCAUGUUCCUGUGGCGCGUCAAUAUUAACAACACGGUGCUGCUGCCCUAUCGCAUCUACUGUGAACUGAUGGCCAUGAGCGAUAUUGUCUUCAAAGGGCAAACGUAUCUUACGCAUACACACAUCGGACGUUUAUCGAUCUACCUGCCGAUGAUAUUGUAUGCACAAAUAGAAUUCAUUAAAAUAUGCUAUGAAAUCUUCAAAGCGCCAGUUAAUAUCUACGAGGAGCUCUUCGUGAGUCCCUCCAAAGAAGCUAAUAUUUUGCAAAUGAAAUCCUACUCUGGCCGCAAGAUCGUCUCAUUCUCCAAGUCCAUUAACGCGGCCGAGCUACGGCAGCGGCACAAUUUCGGCGCAGAGGUGCGCGAGUCCGACUUUGUGCUGUCGUGUUUGGCUGGCGCCUUGCGCGACUACUUCGCCAUGCAUAGAAAUAUGGCGCCAGUGCCUGAGGUGCUCAAUACCACAUGUCGCACCAUUUCUAAGGGUUACUUCACCGAAAAGACGGGCAAUAAGGCGGAACACAUCGGCGGCGUCGUUUUUCUGCAACUGCCGCUCGAGGCGCCUGGAUGGGAGCAUGCGCGCAAAAUGCAUUCGAUCAUCGACAAUAUACGACGCAAGCAGAUUAUGAUCUAUCUGGCGUCGAUGGGUCAGACGCGAUUUGAUCUGCUGACCGCCUUGGUGCCGCGUGUGCUAACAAAGGUCUGUUUGAAUUUCUUUUCUCACAACUUCCCCGUUACCCUAACGGAAAUACAUGGCUCAUCGCCGGACUUUCAAACGCUCUGGGGUCAUGUCGUGGAGGAUGUGCUACUCUUCAGACCACCGCAAUCGAAAACAUGUUUAUCGCUGAAUAUUCACCGUUUCGGGGACCGAUAUCGUUUAGCUAUAAUGGCCGACACGCAGUUGGGACCGGAUCAUGCUCUGAUAUCACGCGCAUUCGAGAACUACAUAGAAACUGUAGCGCUUUAAAAGAAUUCUUACUUAUUUAUUAAUUUCUGUGAUUAAGUCGUUUUGUAAUAAAUCUGGGUUGACAAUAUUCC
Rhagoletis zephyria (snowberry fruit fly) is the source of this 1895-nucleotide messenger RNA. RefSeq lists its product as uncharacterized. Gene Ontology annotation, biological process: triglyceride biosynthetic process. NCBI's taxonomy places the organism in Eukaryota, Metazoa, Arthropoda, Insecta, Diptera, Tephritidae. The record is from RefSeq and is a predicted model, not a curated record. Gene Ontology annotation, cellular component: plasma membrane.